Cyphellophora attinorum is the source of this 1059-nucleotide messenger RNA. Its product is annotated as Sphingolipid long chain base-responsive protein PIL1. Gene Ontology annotation, molecular function: lipid binding. The transcript has 3 exons. The record is from RefSeq and is a predicted model, not a curated record. NCBI's taxonomy places the organism in Eukaryota, Fungi, Ascomycota, Eurotiomycetes, Chaetothyriales, Cyphellophoraceae. Gene Ontology annotation, cellular component: eisosome filament; plasma membrane. Gene Ontology annotation, biological process: endocytosis; eisosome assembly; negative regulation of protein kinase activity. Bases 1 to 1059 code for a protein of 352 amino acids.
AUGCAUCGCACGUAUUCUAUGCGCCAGUCGCGUGCGCCAACUGCCUCGCAGAUCGAGAACCCUCCUCCGCCACCAUCGUCGACCAAGGGCGGUCGUCUAUUCGGCAGGAGCAACUUCGGUCAUGCAUUCCGCAAGGGCACAGCUGGUGCUUUCGGCCCAGAUCUGGCCAAGAAGCUAUCACAGCUCGUUAAGAUGGAGAAGAACGUGAUGCGCAGCAUGGAGCUCGUCGGCAGAGAGCGCAUGGAAGUCGCUCAACAACUCUCUCUGUGGGGCGAAGGCUGCGACGAUGAUGUCUCUGAUGUCACCGACAAGCUAGGUGUUCUUAUCUACGAGAUCGGUGAGCUCGAGGACCAGUUCGUCGAUCGCUACGACCAGUACCGCGUGACCAUCAAGUCCAUCCGCAACAUCGAGGCAUCUGUCCAGCCCAGCCGAGACCGCAAGCAGAAGAUCACCGACCAGAUCGCUCAGCUGAAGUACAAGGAGCCGAACUCUCCUCGCAUUGUCGUCCUCGAGCAGGAACUUGUCCGCGCCGAAGCCGAGUCACUGGUCGCCGAAGCUCAGCUUUCCAACAUUACCCGCGAGAAGCUCAAGGCUGCGUUCACCUACCAAUUCGAUGCUAUGCGCGAGCACUGCGAGAAGCUGGCCAUCAUUGCCGGCUUCGGUAAGCACUUGCUCGAAUUGGUCGACGACAACCCGGUUACUCCAGGCGAGACUCGUCCAGCUUACGACGGCUACGAGGCCAGCAAGGCCAUCAUUCAGGACUGUGAAGAUGCGCUUACCAAUUGGGUUGCCUCAUCCUCGGUUGUUAAGAGCAAAUUGUCUCAGCGUUCGCGCACUCUGAGCCAGCGGAGAAAGGAGUCUGCCCAGCGCAAUGCUGAGGGCGGCAUUGAUCUCAGUGGUCAGGACCAGCCACUCAAGAGCGAUCGUGACAGCUGGGUCCCUGCCGGGCAGCACGGUGAAUACGCUGGCGAGGACGUGUCCGACGAGGAAGAGGAAGAGGAAGAGACCGCGGCCACCAACGGCGAGAACAGAGGUAGGGCCGAGGCAACCGCCGCUUAG